Molecule: messenger RNA, 260 nt
Organism: Symbiodinium pilosum
Lineage: Eukaryota; Dinophyceae; Suessiales; Symbiodiniaceae
Source: the annotation of a GenBank genome assembly
AUGGCUGCUGUUGCGCUUGUGGGCAAGGCGGCAGAGGGCGACUGCUGCACCACCUACGAUGCAGUACCAAUGCUUUGGCCGUACCAGUUCCCAGAGUGCGGCAAGUCUCACUGUCCUUCUUGCUGGCGUGCGGAUGGCGACUUGGCCUCCUCAGACGUCAGCGGCUACGCCGCCCUGGGCUUCGCGGCUUCGCUGGCCGUGAGCAGCCCGAAGGUGUUACUUCCUGAAGCUCCGGACCGGCGCCUCCAGGACAUCACCAG